AUGGUUCGCAUGAGCGUUUUGGCGGACUGCCUCAAGACCAUUGUCAACGCCGAGAAGCGCGGAAGGAGGCACGUUCUUAUCCGCCCCUCGAGCCGUGUCAUCGUGAAGUUCCUGCUGUGUAUGCAGAAGCACGGAUACAUCGGCGAGUUCCACAUCGCUGAUGACCAUCGCAGUGGCAAGAUUGUGAUUGAGCUCUUGGGCCGCAUCAACAAGUGUGCCGUUGUAUCGCCACGCUACGACAUUGCCCUUGACGACAUUGAGCAGUGGAGCUCCAACAUCUUGCCGAGUAGGCAGUUCGGUCACCUCGUGCUCACCACCGCUUACGGUAUCAUGGACCACGAGGAGGCCAGGCGCAAGCACACCGGUGGCAAGAUCCUCGGUUUCUUCUUCUGA
Molecule: messenger RNA, 393 nt
Organism: Babesia bigemina
Lineage: Eukaryota; Apicomplexa; Aconoidasida; Piroplasmida; Babesiidae
Product: ribosomal protein S8 family protein, putative
Exons: 1
Coding region: 1-393 (130 amino acids)
Biological process (GO): translation
Cellular component (GO): cytosolic small ribosomal subunit; ribosome
Molecular function (GO): structural constituent of ribosome
Source: RefSeq, a predicted model, not a curated record